Molecule: messenger RNA, 1683 nt
Organism: Diabrotica balteata
Lineage: Eukaryota; Metazoa; Arthropoda; Insecta; Coleoptera; Chrysomelidae
Source: the annotation of a GenBank genome assembly
AUGAAGUUCUUAAAUGUUUUAGUGCUCGUUUUCGUGAUAAUGAGUAAUUCGCACGCCGAGAACAAACAACCUACAAUUUUAGUGUCAAUAUUGGUUAGAAACAAAGCUCAUACUUUACCUUAUUUUUUAUCGAAUUUUGAGUCUUUAAAUUACCCCAAGGACCGAAUGGCUUUGUGGAUUCGAAGUGAUCACAACACAGACAAUAGUUUAGAAAUCAUUCGGCAGUGGAUAUCUUCUGUUAAAUUUAAAUACCAUUCAAUUAAUACAGAAUUUAUCGAAGAUGGAACUCAAUAUCCAGGUGAACAUGGGCCUGCACAUUGGACAAAUGAGAGAUUCAAUCAUAUUAUUAAUUUACGAGAAUCUGCUCUUGAAUUUGCGAAAAACAUUUGGGCAGAUUUUUUGUUGUCUUUAGAUUGUGACGUGUUUCUGACCAAUCCUGACACAUUGAACUACUUAGUGUCAAAAAAUUAUACAAUUGUGGCGCCGAUGCUCAGAGCCGAAGGUUUGUACUCCAACUUUUGGCACGGCAUGACUGAUGAUUACUACUAUCAGCGAACCGAAGAAUAUACUCCGGUAUUGCAUAGGGAGAACCAAGGAUGUUUCACUGUGCCAAUGGUUCACUCGUGCGUUCUUAUAGACUUAAGAAGAAGAGAGUCUGAUUAUUUAACUUAUGUUCCUAGUAAAAUAGAUAAAUUUGAUGGACCUAACGAUGACAUCAUCGCUUUUGCCAUUAGUGCCAAUAGAAGUGCCAUAACUUUGAAUAUAUGUAACGAACUUAAGUUUGGAUAUAUCAUGGUGCCGUUGGAACAAAACGACCAAUUGAGUAUAGAUUACGAACAAAUGAUCAAUAUGAAACUAGAAGUUUUAAAUGAAAUUAAUGAACUGUAUGUCAACGAUCUCCUAAAGAAGUUUGUUCGCGAGUUGCCAAGAAAAGAUACGUUAGGCUUCGAUAAAAUUUUUAUGAUCAAUCUUUUACGAAGGCCCGAACGAAGGAAAAGAAUGAAACACUGUUUCGAUGAAUUAGGGUUAGAGGUGGAUAUUUUAGAUGCUGUAGAUGGAAAGGCCCUUAAUGAGAGUUUUCUGGAAGAAAUCAAGUUCAUGCCAGAAUUUUCUGAUCCUUAUCAUAAAAGGCCAAUGAAAUUAGGCGAAAUUGGGUGCUUUAUGAGCCAUCUUAAUAUUUGGAAAGAGAUCGUACAAGAAGGUUAUGGUACGACAUUGGUUUUGGAGGAUGACAUAAGAUUUGAACCGUUUUUCAGACAUAAAGUGCAAAAUUUAAUGGCUGAAGUACGACGGAUACCAAACUGGGAUUUAGUAUAUUUUGGAAGAAAGCGACUUCAAGAGAACGAUGAACCGUGGGUCGAGGGCAGCAAUUUCCUCGUACACGCCGGUUAUUCAUAUUGGACGUUAGGAUAUGCACUUAGUUUUAGAGGUGCUAAGAAACUUCUUGACGGUGAUCCAUUAACACGGCUGGUACCCGUUGAUGAAUAUUUGCCUAUUUUAUUUGAUAAACAUCCACAGGAUUCCUGGAAAGGAUAUUACCCAAAACGAGACCUAGUAGCCUUUUCAGCUGCACCUCUUUUAAUAUAUCCUACACACUACACAGGUGAAAAGGGAUAUAUCAGUGACACUGAGGACUCAGUAAUAAUACCCGAGCUAAUCAAGAAUAAUCGUGAAGAUCUUUGA